CUAUCACCGUCCCAGUCCGGAAGCAAUGUCCUGGGCCAGGUCCGGAGGGAGGGAAUGCGUGAGGAAACAAUACACGGAUUUCAGGGCUGGGAUCCAAAGCCCAGCCUAUGGGGAGCCAGGUAAGGGUCAUGGUUACUGUAUCCAGGGGUGGGACUAGAGGCCGGCCUCCCGGUCAGUUGCCUCCCCGUCCAGGUCUGUGCAGAGCCCAGAGAUAAGUCACUUGGGCCGGAGGCCUCCCUCCCAACUUUGGACAGGCUCUUUCUGACGCACAUCCUGGGAGCCUGGCCUAGAGCCAGGGAACAGCGCUGUUGCUUCAACCCCACCGGUGAUUAAUUUUGGCAACCUGAGCUGGAGGCUAUACAGAGGGAAGCCAAGCUGGAGAAGCGAGAUGGCAGUUGGGGAGUGUUGCUGGACAGGAAGCCCUUCUUCCUGCUUCUGCUCCUUUGCACUCAGGUGUCCAUGCACUGGACAAUGAGGCUGGCCGCGGCAGCCCUGUUUCUGAGUCUCACGAUGGUGGUCACCAGAGACAUGGAGGACUUGUGUUUGUACGAGGCUCUGUCUGACGCCGAUGCUGUCCUCUGCAAGGGACUUGAAGUUUUCUACCCAGAGCUGGGGAACAUUGGCUGCAUGUUUGUUCCUGACUGUAACAACUACAGACAAAAGAUCACCCACUGGGCUGAGCCCCUAGUCAAGUUCCCUGGGGCCUUGGAGGGCGCAACCUACAUCCUGGUGAUGGUGGAUCCAGAUGCCCCGAGCAGGUCUUCACCCAAAGCUCAAUUCUGGAGACACUGGCUGGUAACAGAUAUAAAGGGCGCUGAUAUAAAGAAAGGGAAGGUCCAGGGCCAGGAGUUGUCACCCUACCAGCCUCCGUCCCCACCAGUAAAAAGUGGCUUUCACCGCUACCAGUUCUUCGUCUAUCUUCAGGAAAAACAGAACAUCUCUCUCCAUUCCAAAGAAAACAAAACUCGAGGCUCUUGGAAAAUGGACAAAUUCCUGAACCGCUUCCACCUGAGCGAACCUGAAGCAAGCACCCAAUUCAUGACCCAAAAUUACCAGGACUCGCCCAAUUACCAGACCCCCGGAGCCGGAAACAGUGAGCCAAAGGAUAAACCCAAGUAGAGAUAACUGCCUGCCAGACAUCAGGCUUCACGCUGAGGGUGUGUGUAUCCACGGUGCCCACCAGCGACGGUCUGGGUAUGGCACCCCUGCUGGGUAUGGCACCCCCUCUGGGUAUGGAACCCCUUCUCUUCCAAAUUAAAAAAAAAAUCAU
Zalophus californianus (California sea lion) is the source of this 1270-nucleotide messenger RNA. It is a transcript of the gene PEBP4, whose product is annotated as phosphatidylethanolamine binding protein 4. The transcript is spliced from 8 exons. NCBI's taxonomy places the organism in Eukaryota, Metazoa, Chordata, Mammalia, Carnivora, Otariidae. The coding region runs from base 460 to 1119 and encodes 219 amino acids. The record is from RefSeq and is a predicted model, not a curated record.